Raphanus sativus (radish) is the source of this 540-nucleotide messenger RNA. RefSeq lists its product as uncharacterized. The record is from RefSeq and is a predicted model, not a curated record. The coding region runs from base 109 to 264 and encodes 51 amino acids. Lineage: Eukaryota; Viridiplantae; Streptophyta; Magnoliopsida; Brassicales; Brassicaceae. The transcript has 2 exons.
GAAGAGUGAGAUUUGGGAUCACAGUAAAAUCAGUCGACAGUAGCUGCUUGCUUCUCUCAUCCGAAUCCGUUUAGAGAUCGAAAGGAGGUUUUGAUUAUUCGUCUUUUGAUGGCGAAGGAGCAACACUUGCGGCCUUGGUUUCUGGAUCUCGUACCGGCUUUGGUUAUCUUGCUCGCCGCAGCUCAUGUCAUCGCCUUGGGUUACUGGAUUUACAGAUUGGCAACUGAUCGUCGCGCUCAGAGUCAGAGAGGCAAAUUUCACUGAGGAAAAGAGUAGGUUCGUAAGCUGCAUAGUUUUGCUUCCGAUCUGGUGUUUUGUGAUCGUUUGAUUUUGUAGCUUAUGAUUGUCGUUAGGUGGAUCAUAUCUUGUUAACUAGUUCGUUCAUCACCUAUGUUUGUAGCUUCGACUUUUUAUUCAAUUUGCUUUUUUUGGAUUGUUCUAAAUAGAUUUUGUAACACUUCUCAACGUUCUUUUCAUUACCCUGUUAUACUUUGGUGUAUAUAACCAGUAAAAUUUGAAACGAUGGUUUAAUUUGACUUC